Messenger RNA from Hyla sarda, 1645 nucleotides. RefSeq names its product oocyte zinc finger protein XlCOF7.1-like. Lineage: Eukaryota; Metazoa; Chordata; Amphibia; Anura; Hylidae. The record is from RefSeq and is a predicted model, not a curated record. The transcript has 7 exons. Gene Ontology annotation, biological process: negative regulation of transcription by RNA polymerase II. Bases 191 to 1645 code for a protein of 484 amino acids. Gene Ontology annotation, molecular function: DNA-binding transcription repressor activity, RNA polymerase II-specific.
GUAACCUCAAGGAGUAGACGCCAUGCCAUCUCUUCUGAUUUAGACACGGGUGGUGGCAGAGUCUUGUCUGGAUGUGUGCACUGGUUUUGGAUUGUACUUACCUCCUCUGUUACCUAAUACAAUUGGUGAGAGUGGACGUCAGUAAAAAAAAUUUAGGGAUGCACUUUGCAGCCUAUUGUGAUAGCUGAGAAUGAAGCUGAGUGUUAUAGCAGAGGACCCCUUUACUGUCACAUCCCGGGGCCACGUGUCCAGUGAAGGCCAGAAGGUCCGGUGCGUCUCCUCCAGGACAGCCAUGGUCCUCUUCACCAAUGACCCAACAAGGAUGGAGAAGGCCAGAAAGCACAUGGCUGCCAGGAUAUUACACCUCACCCUAGAGAUAAUCCACCUGAUAACCGGAGAGGAUUACACAGUAGUGAAGAAGUGGUCUGGUGAGUGUGUGACCCCCCGUGUGUCAGGAGGAUCGGGCACCACCCAGAGCCCCACCCCCGAGGAGCCUCCACCUCAUUCACUGAUACAUGAGCAGAAGAUCCUAGAACUGACCACCAGGAUGACUGAGCUGCUGACUGGAGAGGUUCCUAUAAGGUGUCAGGACGUCACUGUCUAUUUCUCCAUGGAGGAGUGGGAGUAUAUAGAAGGACACAAGGAUCUGUACCAGGACAUAGUCAUGAUGGGGGAUCACCGGCCCCCAACAUCACAAGAUGGAGUCAGUGAUAGAAAUCCACCCGAGAGGUGUCCCCGUCCUCUGUAUUCCCAGGACUGUCCAGAGGGAAAUGUCCCAGAGAAGCAUCAGGGGGGAGAUCUGACUAAUAAUAAAGUGGAGGAAGAAGAAGAGAGGAUGAGCGGCCAUCACCCGUGUAAGAGGGAAGUGAAGGAGGAAAUUCCAGGAGGUGUUACCCCAGAAAGUCCCAGUAAGGAUACUAAUGGAACCUUCAAUGUAUCACUAAAUUAUAAAGUAGAAGAUGAAGACUUCAUGCACCACUCCCCAGGAGAGGACCUCCUUCCCCUUACUGUACAUCCAGGACUUCACAGUACAGAUCAAUCAUAUAAUGCCCCUAAUCAUGGGGAACCUUCUCCUGACCCAUCACAGGUUGUUACCACAAGGACAGAUCAGACAGAAGGGAAAAUGUUUCAUUGUGGUGAAUGCAAGAAAGAGUUUGCAAAAAAUUCAGAUCUUGUAACACACAGAAAAAGUCACACAGAGGAGAAGUAUUCAUGUUCACUAUGUGGGAAAUGUUUUACAGAUACGUCAGAACUUCUGUCACAUGAGAGAAUGCACGUAGGAGAGAAUCCAUAUUCAUGCUCAAAAUGUGGAGUACGUUUUGCCAAGAAAGCAGAUCUUGUGAAACAUAAAGAAACUCAUGUAGAAAAGAGAUUCUAUAAAUGUGCUGAAUGUGGAAAAUUAUUUGCAACAAAAUUAAAUUUUUUUAAACAUGCGAGAACUCAUGCAGAAGAGCAUGAAUGUAAAAAUUGUGGGAAGCUUUUUGAAAGUAAAUCGGCUCUUCUUAUACACAAGAGAACUCACACAGGAGAGACAUAUUCAUGUAAAGAAUGUGGGAAAUUAUUUACAAAAAAAUCAAAUUUUGUUCAACAUGAGAGAAGUCACGCAGAGGAGCGAAGAGGAGCCAUGUACAAUUUAAUGUUUUAA